Messenger RNA from Paraglomus brasilianum, 297 nucleotides. NCBI's taxonomy places the organism in Eukaryota, Fungi, Glomeromycota, Glomeromycetes, Paraglomerales, Paraglomeraceae. The record is from the annotation of a GenBank genome assembly.
AUGGAGCAAUGCAAAAACCAGUGAUUAAUCAAGAAGCAGAAAACAUAAUAAAAGAUUUGAUAGAAAACCUUCGAGAAUAUCUAGAUGUUAUUUUAGAUAAGCUCUGCAUUCCACUUCCAUGUGAAAAAAUGAUGCCAAAAUUAUGGCAAAAAUAUCAAAUGGCAAGUAAGUGUUGGAUAUGUGAAGAAAAAUUACACAAAUCAGGAUACAAUAAAAUUCGAGUAUUUGAUCCAGAAACUAAAAAAUAUUUAGGUGCUUCACAUAGAAAAUGCCAUGGGAAAAAGCCAAUGAUUCAAG